UGUUCGGAUUCAGUUGUUGGCGAGUCGCGUAACAGUACGGAGCUUCCUUCUUAUUAACGGCCAAAGAAAGCGAUACUGUUGUACGUCUCGCCCUCUUUCUCCAACUCUUUUCCUUUUUUUUCUUCCUUUCUUUUUCUCGGUAAGAUCACUCGGACAUAUCUGUCGGUUAAUAGGUUAAGAAACCUUAUUGUUUCGCUUGCGUUUUCACGCUCGCGAUCGUAUCACGACGAAAUCUAGUGGAGUGCGCGAUACACUUUUCAUUUUGUUUAUUAUUUAUUAAUUAAUCGGCGUUACAUGUGGAUACAUUUGACAAAUUAAUUCGAGUGUGUACAUAAAUCAAGGAAAGGCCUGACAAAGAUCGAAAAAUAUGUCUGCGAAGGCGAUUCGUGAGGCAACAGGCAAAGAGCUGUUAAACCGCAAACUUGUCGCCGACGCAGCCAAGUGCCUCUUCGUCACCAUCACCGAAUCAACCAAUUGGACACAAGUUGUCGAUGAGAAUCCCUGGCUCACUAAGACGCAGCUGGUCGUCAAGCCCGAUCAGCUGAUUAAGCGCAGGGCAAAGCUCGGCCUGAUAAAGGUAAACGUCGACCUGGACGAGUGCAAGCAAUGGAUUGCCGAGCGCAUGAACAAGGAGAAGCAUAUCGGCAAGACCUACGGGAAGCUCAAGACCUUCAUCAUCGAACCCUUCAUACACCAUACACCCGAGGAAGAAGCGUACGUUUGUAUUUUCUCACACAGAUCAGCGGAUACGAUACUAUUUCAUCAUAAAGGUGGUAUUGAUAUUGGUGAUGUAGAUGCCAAAGCCUUAAAACUUGAAGUUCCUGUUGAUUCGGAAGUUCCAAGCACUACAAUUAUUACGGAUAGGUUACUAUUGCACAUAGCCAAUGAGAAAAAACAAAUGUUAGCUAACUUCAUCCAGGCACUGUACAAAUUGUACGUCGAUUUAUAUUUCACCUACUUGGAAAUCAAUCCAUUGGUUGUCACUGAGAAAACCAUUUAUAUUUUGGAUCUUGCUGCGAAAUUGGACACAACGGCAGAUUUUAUUUGUCGACCAGAUUGGGGUGAAAUCGAUUAUCCGCCUCCCUUUGGCAGAGAUGCCUACCCGGAGGAAGCCUACAUCGCAGAUUUAGAUUCUAAAUCUGGUGCCAGUUUAAAAUUGACGAUUCUUAAUCCUAAUGGUAGAAUAUGGACAAUGGUUGCUGGUGGAGGAGCUUCAGUCAUUUAUUCCGAUACAAUUUGUGAUUUGGGUGGCGCAUCGGAAUUAGCUAAUUAUGGAGAAUACUCGGGAGCGCCCAGUGAACAACAAACUUAUGAAUAUGCCAAAACUAUAUUAAGUCUAAUGACGAAGGAAAAGCAUCCCGAAGGAAAGGUUCUUAUUAUUGGCGGAGGAAUUGCGAAUUUUACUAAUGUAGCAGCUACGUUUAAAGGAAUUGUUAAAGCUCUUCAACAAUAUCAAUCGAAAUUAGUCGAACAUGAUAUUAAAAUAUUUGUAAGAAGAGCUGGACCAAAUUAUCAAGAGGGCUUAAGGAUAAUUCGUGAAGUUGGUAAACGCCUUCAGAUUCCUGUUCACGUCUUCGGCCCGGAAACUCACAUGACUGCAAUUUGCGCGAUGGCUAUGGGCAAAAAGCCUAUUCCCGAUCCAGAGGCUCAAGAGUUUUCAACGGCAAACUUUUUACUACCUUCGGGCCAGGACGUCGGCCCAUCUGUGCCGCCGUCUGGCUCGACAACACCAUCUUCUCCAACGAAGCAGCCACGCGUACAAAAGAGCGAUUCCACGGAUUCGCUAUUUAAGCCACUAUUCAGCAGCAAGACAAAGUCGAUCAUUUGGGGAAUGCAAGCGCGCGCUGUUCAGAGUAUGUUGGACUUCGAUUUUGUGUGUCGAAGGAACGAGCCAUCUGUCGUCGCAGUCGUUUAUCCCUUCACCGGUGAUCACAAACAAAAAUUCUACUGGGGUCACAAGGAGGUACUGAUACCUACGUACAAGUAUAUAAAGGAUGCAAUGACGAAACAUCCGGACGCGGAUGUGAUGAUCACUUUUGCCUCAUUGCGGUCAGCAUACGAUAGUGCCAUCGAAACCUUAGAAUUUCCCCAAAUUAAGACAAUCGCCAUCAUAGCAGAAGGCAUUCCUGAAAACAUGACGAGGAAAUUAAUAUUGAGAGCACAUGAAAAGAAUGUGACGAUCAUUGGGCCAGCGACAGUUGGUGGCGUUAAACCCGGAUGCUUCAAGAUCGGCAACACAGGAGGCAUGAUGGACAACAUACUGCAUAGUAAAUUAUACAGGCCAGGUAGUGUGGCAUACGUCUCACGAUCCGGCGGCAUGUCCAAUGAGCUCAACAACAUUAUCUCAAAAGCGUCGAAUGGAGUGUUCGAGGGUGUGGCCAUAGGCGGUGACCGAUAUCCGGGCACGACAUUCCUAGAUCACAUAAUGCGCUAUCAGAACGAUCCCGAUGCGAAGAUUAUAAUCCUGUUGGGCGAAGUCGGCGGAGUGGAGGAGUACGACGUCUGCGAGGCUCUGACAUCGGGUCGGAUCACUAAGCCCCUGGUUGCUUGGUGCAUCGGCACCUGCGCGAGUAUGUUCAACUCGGAAGUGCAAUUUGGCCAUGCUGGCUCGAUCGCCAAUACGGACCUUGAGACCGCGGUAUCGAAGAACAAGGCGCUCAAGGCCGCUGGAGCCUACGUACCCAACAGCUUCGACAACCUCGGAGAUCUUAUACAUUCGGUGUACGAUCAGCUCGUCAAAGACGGUAUAAUCGUAUCGGAGCUCGAGCUACCACCUCCCACAGUCCCUAUGGAUUACAGUUGGGCGAGGGAACUGGGACUGAUUCGCAAGCCAGCGUCGUUUAUGACGUCGAUUUGUGACGAGCGGGGCCAGGAGCUGCUGUAUGCCGGUAUGCCGGUAACCGAGGUUCUCAAGCAGAACGUAGGUAUUGGCGGCGUUGUCUCCUUACUUUGGUUCCAACGAUGCCUGCCCGCGCUCUAUUGCAAGUUCUUGGAGAUGUCGUUGAUGCUGACGGCCGACCACGGGCCAGCGGUUUCCGGAGCACACAAUACAAUUGUUUGCGCCAGAGCUGGCAAGGACCUCGUCAGUUCUCUCGUAUCUGGAUUGUUGACAAUCGGUGAUCGUUUUGGUGGAGCUUUGGACGGCGCAGCACGAAUGUUCUCGGAAGCAUACGACACGGGUCUCCAUCCUCAAGAAUUCGUCAAUAAUACUCGUAAAAAGGGUAAACUGAUUAUGGGCAUUGGUCACCGAGUAAAAUCAAUUAACAAUCCCGACAUGAGAGUUAAACUAAUAAAGGAAUAUGUUAUGAAGAAUUUCCCUACAAAGCCACUGGUCGAGUACGCGCUUCAAGUUGAAAAAAUAACUACGACUAAGAAACCUAAUCUUAUACUUAACGUCGAUGGAAUUAUCGCUUGUGCCUUUGUCGAUAUGCUCAGAAAUAGCGGAAGCUUCACGAGGGAAGAAGCACAAGAAUACAUUGAAAUUGGAGCGAUAAACAGCCUCUUUGUUCUUGGACGAAGUAUAGGCUUUAUUGGUCAUUAUAUGGAUCAAAGAAGGUUAAAACAAGGCCUCUACCGCCAUCCUUGGGAUGAUAUCUCUUAUGUUCUACCAGAACAGUACAAUUGAGCAAUCGUGCUGCUUCAUUGCUAUCGAUGUCCAUCGUAAUCGUGUAUCAAUUAGAAAUGAAUCUCUACGUCAUAAUAAUAUUAAAUAAUGA
Messenger RNA from Ceratosolen solmsi marchali, 3716 nucleotides. RefSeq names its product ATP-citrate synthase (gene ATPCL). Gene Ontology annotation, biological process: fatty acid biosynthetic process; acetyl-CoA biosynthetic process; citrate metabolic process. Gene Ontology annotation, molecular function: ATP citrate synthase activity. The record is from RefSeq and is a predicted model, not a curated record. Gene Ontology annotation, cellular component: cytosol. NCBI's taxonomy places the organism in Eukaryota, Metazoa, Arthropoda, Insecta, Hymenoptera, Agaonidae. The coding region runs from base 368 to 3625 and encodes 1085 amino acids. The transcript is spliced from 11 exons.